CUACGCUACAAUACGCCGUGGACUCCAUUGCUUGACACCUUCGGCUGCUUAUUUAACCAUUCUCUCUCUCUCUCUCUCUCUCUCUCUACAGAGAAAAUCAUGGGCUCAGACUCUUCCUCUACGGUUCGUCUCAACAUAGGCGGGGAGAAAUUUUACACUACUAUUGAUACUUUGACUCAACGAGAGCCUUAUUCCAUGCUUGCUGCAAUGUUCAGUGGUAGACAUACUGUGUGUCAGGAUCCUGAAAAGGGAUUUGUAUUUGUCGAUAGGGAUGGAAAACAUUUCCGACACAUACUUAAUUGGUUAAGGGAUGGUGUUGUUCCCACACUAAAAGACUCUCACUAUUCAGAGCUUUUGCGGGAAGCAGAAUACUAUCAGCUACUAGGACUUAUGGAUGGAAUUAAUUCUGUGUUAAAUAGAAAGAAGGAGGACGAAGAUUUAACUACCGACCUAACACGACUCGAUAUCAUCAAAUGCAUACAGUCAGAAAAAGUUAGAUUCCGAGGGGUUAAUCUUUCUGGCCUUGAUCUUUCAAAACUGGAUUUGUCUUACGUGGACUUCAGCCAUGCUUGUCUUAGAAAUGUAUUCUUUUCCCGUGCAAAUCUACAGUGUGCCAAGUUCCGAGACGUGGAUGCCGAGGGUGCCAACUUUCAUAAUGCAACUUUGCAAGAAUGUGAAUUUACUGGGGCCAAUCUGCGUGGAGCUUUAUUAGCUGGUGCUAGUCUUAAGAGUGCAAACCUACAAGAUGCAUGUUUAGCCAAUAGUAGUUUCUGCCAGGCGGACCUUAGUUGUGCACACUUACAGAAUGCGGAUCUUACUAAUGCCAAUUUAGAAGGAGCUAUACUAGAAGGGGCCAACAUGAAGGGAGCUAAGUUGAAUAAUAGCAAUUUGAAGUGUGCAAACCUUCAACGAGCUUAUUUACGACAAGUCGACUUGAGAGAAACAAAUUUAGAAGGUGCCAAGCUUGAUGGUGCAAAUUUACUUGGGGCAAUCAGAUGACAGUAAAGCAUUAUAUUGUAUUAUUUGUGCAUUAAUUUAAGAUUAUCUAUGAUACCCUCUUUAUUUUCUUGUUCAUAUACUCUGGCCUUGUAAAUGAAGUGUUGAACUCAAAUUUAAGUUAUAAGUUGAUAAAAUCUUGUAAAUGACACUACACUAGCCAGUUGUUUAUUAUAAACUUUGAUUUAUUUUUACCUGAAUAA
Molecule: messenger RNA, 1199 nt
Organism: Cannabis sativa
Lineage: Eukaryota; Viridiplantae; Streptophyta; Magnoliopsida; Rosales; Cannabaceae
Product: FH protein interacting protein FIP2
Exons: 11
Coding region: 100-999 (299 amino acids)
Biological process (GO): protein homooligomerization
Molecular function (GO): protein binding
Source: RefSeq, a predicted model, not a curated record